AAUCAGUAUAAAAAAGGGGGUUAUUUGAGGAGACAAAGUAGUUGGCUCGGUCACUUCUAACUCCAAAAACCUAGAACCAACCUCUGCAUCUCCGAGUCUUCCUCGCUGCCAUCGUCAAACAAACACUCCCUUAAACUCGCGUUGCGUCGCGUCACAGCGCAAACUCUUCACUUCGCACGCACCAUGGCCGCGACUGCACCUCCGAAUCUCUCCACUUUCUCCAAACCCUCCUCUCUUCAGACCCACCCUUUCAACAAAACCCUCCCAAAACCCACUCUCCCACGCGCCGCUUUCAAAACCCCUCUCCUCGUUUCCUCCAAAAACCCCAUUUCCGACAUUACCCUCGCCUACAACCCGCGCUCUCAACCCCUUCUCGACGAUGAGAAGCCCCGAGAAGAGUGCGGCGUCGUGGGCAUAUAUGGCGACCCAGAAGCCUCUCGUCUCUGCUACCUCGCUCUCCACGCGCUCCAGCACCGUGGACAGGAAGGUGCCGGCAUCGUCACUGUUCACGACAACGUUCUCCAAUCCAUCACCGGCGUUGGCCUCGUCUCCGAUGUGUUCAACGAAUCAAAGCUUGAUCAGUUACCCGGAAGUUUAGCCAUUGGGCAUGUUCGAUACUCCACUGCAGGACAAUCCAUGCUAAAAAAUGUUCAACCUUUUGUUGCUGGGUACCGUUUUGGCUCUGUUGGGGUUGCUCAUAAUGGUAAUUUGGUGAACUAUCGCACCUUAAGGGCGAAGCUUGAAGAGAAUGGAUCAAUUUUCAACACCACUUCUGACACAGAAGUGGUUCUUCAUCUUAUUGCGACCUCAAAGCACAGGCCUUUCAUAUUGAGGAUCGUUGAUGCCUGUGAGAAACUUGAAGGGGCUUAUUCUAUUGUGUUUGUGACAGCGGAUAAGCUUGUUGCGGUGAGAGAUCCAUUUGGGUUUAGGCCUUUAGUUAUGGGGAGGAGAAGCAAUGGUGCUGUUGUUUUUGCAUCCGAGACUUGUGCUCUUGAUUUGAUUGAAGCCACGUACGAGAGAGAGGUGUAUCCUGGUGAGGUUUUGGUGGUGGAUAAAAAUGGGGUUCAGUCUCUUUGCCUUAUGUCUCAUCCACAGCCAAAGCAAUGCAUUUUUGAGCAUAUUUACUUUGCACUUCCAAAUUCUGUGGUUUUUGGGAGGUCUGUGUACGAAUCUCGCAGGCAAUUUGGUGAAAUAUUGGCCACUGAGAGUCCUGUGGAUUGUGAUGUUGUGAUAGCGGUUCCUGAUUCUGGCGUUGUAGCUGCGCUUGGUUAUGCUGCUAAAGCUGGGGUUCCUUUUCAGCAGGGUUUGAUAAGGUCACACUAUGUGGGAAGGACAUUCAUUGAGCCUUCUCAGAAGAUUAGGGACUUUGGUGUGAAGCUGAAGCUCUCCCCAGUCCGUGCUGUGCUUGAAGGUAAAAGGGUUGUGGUUGUGGAUGAUUCCAUUGUGAGAGGAACAACCUCGUCCAAAAUAGUAAGGUUGCUAAAGGAAGCUGGUGCUAAAGAGGUCCACAUGAGGAUUGCUAGCCCCCCAAUUAUUGGGUCUUGUUAUUAUGGGGUGGACACACCUAGUUCUGAAGAGUUGAUUUCUAAUAGGAUGAGUGUGGAGGAAAUAAGGGAGUUUAUUGGGUCUGAUUCACUUGCUUUUUUGCCUUUUGAUAGCUUGAAGAGGUUGUUGGGUAAUGAAUCUCCCAAUUUUUGUUAUGCUUGUUUCUCCGGGAAUUACCCUGUUGAGCCUAGGGAACUUAAGGUGAAGAGGGUUGGUGAUUUUGUGGAUGAUGGCUUAAAUGGGAGUUUGGAGUCUAUUGAUGGGGGUUGGGUUCAGGCAAACCGAAAUCAGAAAGAGGUGAAGGUGGGUACUAGUCUCUGACCAUUGUUCUAUUUCUGGUUUUGCAGUAAAUGGCGUUUGCAGUUUCGUAAUUUAAGCCAAGGUAAGGGUACCUAUGUGAUGUGGUGCGGUGAGAGAUAAUGUCAAACCAUGCAACUACGAUGUUGGGCUCUGUCUUAUUCAUUUGGAUUCCGAGUGCCAAUGCAUAAUACUUUUUGUUGGUCGUUUCUUCCGAACUUUUGUUAUUUAGAACUUAGAACAGACUAUGGUAUAAGAACUUUGGAUAUUUUUCUUUCCCUUUUUUCUGUUUAAUAUAGGGUUUUCUUUAAAACAUGUUAUUCUAUUCCUACACUUUGGGAUUUCUUGGAUGGUUGAUCACCAUCACUUUUAUUGUAUAUAUUUGUUCGUAUGGGCGGAAGAAAGAGAAAUGAAAAUUUUAAAUAAACAACUUAUAUUUACUUGGUAACAUAAAAAUGUUGAUCGGUUGAAAAAUACCACUCCUUGCAUGAAAGUAUGUUAUACGCUGUAUUCUGUAAACAAUAAUAAAAUGGGAAUCAAAAUUUUU
This is a messenger RNA of Abrus precatorius (Indian licorice), 2389 nucleotides long. RefSeq names its product amidophosphoribosyltransferase, chloroplastic-like. Gene Ontology annotation, cellular component: cytoplasm. NCBI's taxonomy places the organism in Eukaryota, Viridiplantae, Streptophyta, Magnoliopsida, Fabales, Fabaceae. Gene Ontology annotation, molecular function: amidophosphoribosyltransferase activity. The transcript has a single exon. Gene Ontology annotation, biological process: purine nucleotide biosynthetic process; purine nucleobase biosynthetic process. Bases 184 to 1866 code for a protein of 560 amino acids. The record is from RefSeq and is a predicted model, not a curated record.